This is a messenger RNA of Entamoeba invadens IP1, 717 nucleotides long. RefSeq lists its product as hypothetical. The record is from RefSeq and is a predicted model, not a curated record. NCBI's taxonomy places the organism in Eukaryota, Evosea, Mastigamoebida, Endamoebidae. The coding region runs from base 1 to 717 and encodes 238 amino acids. The transcript has a single exon.
AUGGCAGACUCUAUAAAAACUUUAGGAUUCAGAUGCUUUAAAAACUGCACCAGAUUGUCCAAGGUAGUACUUUCUCAAAGUCUUGAAAAAACAAAUGUAGAAUGUUUUUCUGGGUGUGUUAGUCUCAAAGAUAUUGAAUUACCAAAAAGUCUCACUGACAUGCAAGAAUCUGUUUUCAGUGGAUGUGUAAGCCUUACUAAAAUUGUUAUUCCAAAAAAGAUUAAUAAACUUGAUUAUGGUACUUUUGAAAACUGUGACAAGUUGGAAAUAGUACAGUUUUUAGGCGAUUUUAGAAAUUUGGAAGAUUGUGUAUUUGCCAAUUGCAAGAGUUUGAAAGAAUUUGUAUUUCCAGGAAAUUUUUUCAUGAUUGGGAAAAGGUGUUUCCAAAAUUGUGAAAAACUAGAAAAAAUAAUUUUUAACUACAAUAUAUAUCUUUAUGACCAUCUUCUAUUCAGUGGAUGUGUAAGUCUCAAAGAAAUUGAAAUUGAUUUUAUGUACGUGCCUUUCAGAUGUUUUGAUGGAUGUGUCAACCUUGAGAAAGUCACUUUUGGAGAUAAGGCUGAAAUUAUUUAUAAGUGGUGUUUCAGAAAUUGCAAAUCGUUAAAAGAAAUCACUUUGCCGAAGAACCUCUGUUAUAUCAACGAAAAAACGGUAUUUGAGGGGUGCGAUAAUCUGAAGAAGAUCAUUUACCCAGAAAACUACAAAAAGGAUAUUUAG